Molecule: messenger RNA, 2082 nt
Organism: Closterium sp. Yama58-4
Lineage: Eukaryota; Viridiplantae; Streptophyta; Zygnematophyceae; Desmidiales; Closteriaceae
Source: the annotation of a GenBank genome assembly
AUGGAGGGAGCAGUGAAGAGACCAGAGGGGCUAGUGAUUACUCCUGUGGACCCAAGUUUCCUUCAAGAUAGCUCCCUUGCAGACAGCCCUGUGGCACCAGGCCCCACUAAGGAGGGAUUCGUUAGUGGCCUCAUUCAAGAGCCGAGUGUAGAUGGUGAGGAGUACGUGGAUAGCCCUCGGUACCCGUCGCCGCCAAGGGUCCCUGUGGAUGGUGCUGCGGAUGGGGCUGUGGAUGGGGCUAUUGGGGGUGGGAGUAACACGUGUGACAGUAACAAGAGUGAGGCAGAUUCAUGUGGCAGUAACGAGAGUGAGAGAAAUAUGUGUGACAAUAAUGGGGGAGAGGGGCGGCAAGGUGGGCAAUGUGGCGAGGGAGAGGAGGCGAGGGAGGAGGCGAGGGAGGAGGCGAAGGGGGAGGCGAAGGGGGAGGCGAAGGGGGAGGCGAAGGGGGAGGCGAAGGGGGAGGCGAAGGGGGAGGCGAAGGGGGAGGCGAAGGGGGAGGCGAAGGGGGAGGCGAAGGGGGACGCGAGGGAGGAGAGCGGUGGGCUGUGGGCGAAGCUAGUGAGUGGGCUGGGUGGCCUUGGGACAGGCGGCUGGCUUGGGGAGGUAGCAUUUGGGGGAGGCGUGGAGGUUAAGGGAGGGGAGGUGGCAUCAGGGGGUGGUUUGGAUGGUGGUGGGGGGGAGGUGGCAUCUGGAGCAGGAGUGGAUGGUGGUGGAGGGGAGGUGGGGCGUGAGUGUGCAAGGCGGAAUGUGGAGGGGAGAGAGGAGCACAAUGGUGGUGAUAGUUUGAGUGAGGGGAGUGAGGGGCGUGGUGAUGAUAGUUCGAAUGAGGGGAGUGAGAACAGUGGUACUUGUGGAAAUUGUGUGGUUGAGGGUAGUGAGAGUAAUGGGGAUAGGUUGAGUGAGGAGAGUGCAAGAGGGAACAAGGAGGGCGGGGCAGAGGGAGAAGAAGUAGCAGAGGGGACAGAUGGGCCAGAUGGGGCAGAGAAGGCAGAGGGGGGAGAGAGGGCAGAUGGGGGAGAGGGAGCAGAAGAAUCGGAGAGGAAUUGUCAGGGAGCACAGGCUGAGUUGAGAGGGGAACAGGGGGAGCUUGAGGGGGACAAGUGCCGGGAGGAAGACGGAUUAAGAGGGGAGGAAGGAGCGCGGACAGAGGAGGAGGAACAAGUCAGUAGAGCAGGGCGGAAUGGAGGAGAAGGGAAGGAUGUGGAGGAGGGAGCGAAUCAGCAUAGUCCCACGGGGAAGGUCGAGGAGGAGAGCCAUGAGGAGUUGCAGGUUACAACUGGUGCUGGUAAUGACUGGUGGAGGUGUAAUCGUGCGCAGGUAACGACUGGUGCAAGGAACAACGACUGCUCUCCCCUCUUCCCGCUCUCUCCCUGCUCCUCGUUCCUCCCUGCCCCUUCGUGCCUGCCUCUUGUCUCAAUUCCCCCCCCUUCUCCCCCUGCACACGGCCACUCAUUACCCGCAUUCGCUGCGUGCAGGGAUCGAAUCGCCACUGUGAGGGAGGAGGCAGCCAGACAGGCUGCCAAGCUUCUGACCCUCACUACGUUGUCCGCCGCCACGUCAGCAUCACUGCAAGCUGCCACAUCCGCAUCAUCAGCACCUGCCACGUCAGCAUGCCACUCGUCGCUGACAUGCGAACCAACACUUCCUGCCACGUCAGCAAGACAGGGCUCGGCAGGUCAUUCAGAAUGUGUGGAUUCAUGUGCAUCUGCUGCAUGCGAGCCUGCUGAACCCUCAUCUGUCGAACCUCAUUCUACUGCCUCCUCUUGUGCCGGGCCUCUUGCAGCAGACUUGUAUGCUGCCGAGCCUCACGGUGGUUCGGGCAACAGCAGCAGCAGCACUGUGCAUGGAGAGGGUGAAGCAAGGGGGGGCGAUGGGGCCAGCAAUAGGGGGGAGAGUAAUGGUGGGGAGAGCAGUUGUGGAGGGAAGCGGGGGGAUGGUGAGAGCGGGGGCAGUUGUGAGCAGCAGGGUGAGGAGAACAGGGUGCAUGAACACGAAAUGUUGCAUGAGAACAGGCUCUCCUUGCUGCCUUGGCGGGCCUCGCCUCGAGUCGCAACUUCCGCGACCGCCAAACGUUCGGCAUAG